Naegleria lovaniensis is the source of this 933-nucleotide messenger RNA. RefSeq lists its product as uncharacterized. The transcript has a single exon. The record is from RefSeq and is a predicted model, not a curated record. Lineage: Eukaryota; Heterolobosea; Eutetramitea; Acrasida; Naegleriidae. The coding region runs from base 1 to 933 and encodes 310 amino acids.
AUGAAAAUAUCCUCACUUUGGAAUCAUCAUCACACACAUUUCAAUCAACUCUAUCGGAAAGUGUUUGUUUCCGUGAAUAAUAAUAAUAAUUUAUCAAAUCACUUUCAAAACCAUUCAACUUCCUCUUCUUCAACAUCCAAUAUCACUCCCUCUCAAGAUUAUUAUUUCGCUCACAACCGAUUUGAAGCAUUGGACCAUCCAAAACCAUCUAUUCAAUCGGUUGUGUUUGAUAUGGACGGAACGCUCACCGUGCCAUGUAUUGAUUUUAAAAAGAUGCGCUUGGAAACAGGAAUUCCAUUACCACAAGAUUUAUUAACAACCAUUCAUGCAUUGAGUGAUGAGAAGGAAAAGAAGAGACUUUUUGAUAUUAUUGAUCGUAUCGAGGAAGAAGCGAACGAAAAACUUGCAUUUCAACCACAUUUGUUUGAGUUAUUGGAUGAGCUCGUAAAAUUAAAAAUGGUGAAAUCGAAUCUGCUGCCGAAUGAUGCCAAUUUAGUUGUCGAAACUGCAUCGACAACACUCGGUCAUUAUGAAAGCACAACAAAUGCUCCUAUUUCAAGACAUUUUGCUGUGGUGACACGAAAUUCAGAAAAAAGCUUAAAGUUCUUUGUUGAGAAAUUGGGAUCGAAAUAUUCGGAUUUUUUCACCAUUCUACUUUCGAGAGAAUUUUUACCUUACAAACCCAAUCCUGGAUGCUUACUUCAUAUUGCACAACAAUUGAAUUUGCAAUCGCCAGCGAACAUUUUGAUGGUUGGCGACUCUUUCCACGAUAUUUUGUGUGCAAAAAACGCAGGAGCUUAUUCUUGCCUCUACACUUCAGAAACACACUGGACUGAAACGCACACGAAUUGUGUUGAAGAAUAUCAACCUGAUUUCAUUUGCCAUGAUUUACGUCAUUUGGUUCACAUUUUAAACUACAUGUCUAGUUUGUAA